Messenger RNA from Papaver somniferum (opium poppy), 501 nucleotides. RefSeq lists its product as uncharacterized. The record is from RefSeq and is a predicted model, not a curated record. The transcript has a single exon. Gene Ontology annotation, molecular function: zinc ion binding. Lineage: Eukaryota; Viridiplantae; Streptophyta; Magnoliopsida; Ranunculales; Papaveraceae. The coding region runs from base 1 to 501 and encodes 166 amino acids.
AUGGAGAAGAAUUACAAGAGGUUAGUGGAGUCUAACAAGUGGGCUACAAGGCUCACUCCUCGUAUGCAAGCAAGGUUUAACAAAAGGAUAAACGACUGCCGUUCAUACAAGUUUCGGAGAGCAAGUGAGAAGGUAUAUGAGAUCAUAUCUCCAACAGGGAAGCAUACUGUUGACUUGGAUUCUAGAACUUGCACCUGCAAAUGGUGGCAAAAACAUAGCUUUCCUUGCACUCAUGCAAUAAAAGCAAUGUUGCAGAUUGGAAAUGAUGAACCGUACAACUACAUCAGCCCUUACUAUACUUCUGAAUACUAUAAAAGGUUGUACUCUCAACCCAUUUAUCAUAUUCCUGCUCUGAGAAGCCACCUGGAAUUAAUGAAAAGGGGUAUAUUUUGCCUCCCACCGGUGGUCGAGAACAAGAUGGAAGACCUAAAGGUGUUAGGUACAGGGGUUCUCGUGAAAAGGUGCGGAAGAAGAGGAAGUGUGCCUAGUGUGGGAUGCUGA